AAGGACUAUUUUGCCACCACUGUGGGAAGAAGCACUUGCUGCCACUGACAAGGGUAUGAGGAUUAUGACCUUAUGUGCAGCUCUGCAUAGCUGUCCACUUGGAGAUGAUGGUGACUCCUUAGAGAACAGAUGCCAACUCCUGGUUAACAAUCAGUAUAGUGCUCCUUCUCUCCAGAAGAUUUGAUAACUGCUUUUCACCAGCUCUCCAACUUUUUUCCAUCAUGUUGUCUCUACCAGCCUAAAAUUUCCUAAAAUGGUCCUUUUGCUGUUCCUUGCAAUCCUGCUGUUGAAGGAAGAUGUCUGCGGGAACUUUGGGCUUUUGGUUUCAGCACAGGCAAAUGAGAGAAGAGUGGUUGCACACAUGCCUGGUGAUAUUAUCAUUGGAGCUCUAUUCUCUGUCCAUCACCAACCAACUGUUGACAAAGUUCAUGAGAGGAAAUGUGGAGAGGUAAGAGAGCAGUAUGGUAUUCAGAGAGUGGAGGCAAUGCUACAUACCCUUGACAGAAUUAAUUUGGACCCCACACUGUUGCCAAAUAUAACACUAGGAUGCGAAAUAAGGGACUCCUGCUGGCAUUCUGCUGUGGCUCUGGAGCAGAGCAUUGAGUUUAUAAGGGACUCUCUCAUUUCUUCGGAAGAAGAGGAAGGGAUGGUGCGAUGUGUGGAUGGAUCAUCAUCGUCUUUCCGCUCCAAGAAACCCAUUGUUGGUGUCAUUGGGCCUGGCUCCAGCUCUGUUGCUAUCCAGGUCCAGAACUUGCUGCAGCUUUUCAAUAUACCUCAGAUUGCUUAUUCUGCCACAAGCAUGGACCUAAGCGACAAAACUCUGUUCAAGUAUUUUAUGAGAGUGGUGCCCUCUGACGCACAGCAAGCAAAGGCCAUGGUGGACAUUGUCAAACGCUAUAACUGGACCUACGUUUCUGCUGUACACACUGAAGGAAACUAUGGUGAAAGUGGAAUGGAAGCUUUCAAAGAUAUGGCAGCCAAGGAAGGGAUCUGCAUUGCACACUCCUACAAGAUCUACAGCAAUGCUGGCGAGCAGAGUUUUGACAAGCUGCUGCGAAAGCUUCGGAGCCACCUGCCCAAGGCAAGAGUGGUUGCCUGCUUCUGUGAAGGCAUGACUGUCAGAGGCCUCCUGAUGGCCAUGAGGCGCCUGGGACUCGCUGGGGAGUUCUUGCUGCUAGGCAGUGACGGCUGGGCAGACAGGUAUGACGUGACAGAAGGGUACCAGAACGAAGCUGUCGGUGGGAUCACAAUCAAGCUGCAGUCCCCAGACGUGAAAUGGUUUGAUGAUUACUACCUACAGCUCCGGCCAGAAACCAACCAUCGGAACCCAUGGUUUCAGGAAUUUUGGCAGCACAGGUUCCAGUGUCGCUUGGAAGGGUUUCCCCAAGAGAACCCUAAAUACAACAAGACCUGCACAAGCCAGAUGACUCUGAGGACCCAGCAUGUUCAGGACUCCAAGAUGGGCUUUGUAAUCAAUGCAAUAUACUCCAUGGCCUAUGGGCUCCACAACAUGCAGCUGUCCUUGUGCCCAGGCUACGUGGGCCUCUGUGAUGCCAUGAAGCCCAUAGAUGGUCGGAAACUCCUGGAAUCCCUCAUGAAGACUAACUUUACUGGGGUCUCUGGGGACAUGAUCUUGUUUGAUGAGAAUGGUGACUCACCAGGAAGAUAUGAAAUCAUGAAUUUUAAACAAAUGGGGAAGGACUACUUUGAUUAUAUCAAUGUUGGCAGCUGGGACAAUGGUGAGCUGAAAAUGGACGAUGACGAAAUAUGGGCAGAGAAAAGUAAUAUCAUCAGAUCUGUGUGCAGUGAACCCUGUGAAAAAGGCCAGAUAAAGGUGAUCCGUAAAGGAGAAGUGAGUUGCUGUUGGACCUGCACUCCUUGUAAAGAAAAUGAAUAUGUCUCUGAUGAAUACACAUGCAAAGCCUGCCAGCUUGGCUCCUGGCCCAACGAGGACCUCACAGGUUGUGACCUCAUCCCAGUCCAGUAUCUCAGAUGGGGCGAUCCCGAACCAAUUGCAGCCGUAGUUUUUGCAUGCCUGGGUCUGUUGGCCACACUGUUUGUUACAAUCGUGUUCAUAAUGUACCGUGACACUCCAGUGGUCAAAUCAUCCAGCCGAGAACUUUGCUACAUCAUUCUGGCUGGCAUCUGCCUGGGUUACUUGUGCACUUUCUGUCUGAUUGCAAAACCUCAACAGAUUUACUGUUACCUUCAGCGAAUCGGCAUCGGCCUCUCACCCGCUAUGAGCUAUUCUGCUUUAGUAACUAAAACCAACCGCAUUGCAAGAAUCCUGGCUGGAAGCAAGAAGAAAAUCUGUACAAAGAAACCUAGGUUCAUGAGUGCCUGCGCCCAGCUGGUUAUUGCAUUUAUCUUGAUAUGUAUACAGUUAGGCAUCAUAGUUGCCCUCUUUAUAAUGGAGCCACCAGACAUAAUGCAUGAUUACCCAAGCAUCCGAGAGGUCUACCUGAUUUGUAACACCACCAACUUGGGUGUUGUGACUCCCCUUGGAUAUAAUGGGUUAUUAAUUUUGAGCUGCACCUUUUAUGCAUUUAAGACAAGAAACGUCCCAGCUAAUUUCAACGAAGCAAAAUAUAUUGCCUUCACCAUGUAUACCACCUGCAUCAUUUGGCUGGCUUUUGUGCCAAUAUAUUUUGGAAGCAACUACAAGAUAAUCACCAUGUGUUUCUCAGUGAGUCUGAGUGCCACGGUGGCCCUUGGCUGCAUGUUUGUGCCCAAGGUGUACAUCAUCCUCGCCAAGCCAGAGAGGAACGUGCGCAGUGCGUUCACCACGUCGACAGUAGUCCGCAUGCACGUAGGCGAUGGAAAGUCCUCUUCAGCCGCCAGCCGCUCCAGCAGCCUGGUGAACCUGUGGAAAAGAAGGGGAUCAUCUGGGGAAACGCUUAGGUACAAAGGCAGGAGACUGGCCCCCCCGCACAAGUCGGAAAUAGAGUGUUUCACCCCAAAAGGGAGUAUGGGGAAUGGUGGGCGAGCUACAAUGACCAGCUCUAAUGGGAAAUCAGUUUCCUGGGCCCAGAACGAGAAAAGCAGCCGAGGAGCACACCUUUGGCAGCGGUUGUCAGUCCACAUCAACAAAAAAGAGAACACCAACCAAACUGCAGUGAUCAAGCCUUUUUCUAAAAGCACAGAUAGUAGCCGGCACAGUAGCAGUGCUACAUUUCCCGAGGCUAGUGCCAAAACGCUUUACGACGUUUCGGAAGCCGAAGAGCAAUACCCAGCUCAAUACCGACCACAGACUCCCUCACCAAUCAGCACUUUGAGCCACAGAACUGCCUCUGUCAGCCGAACAGAAGAUGAAGCCCCCACCUUCCAGUCAGAACCUCCUCAGCGAAGCAGCUCCUCUCAAGGGUCCAUCAUGGAGCAGAUCAGCAGUGUUGUUACUCGCUUCACAGCCAAUAUCAGUGAGCUGAACUCUAUGAUGCUUUCAACACCUACUCCAGGGACAGCAGGGGCUGCUCCUCUCUGCUCUUCGUACCUGAUUCCACGGGAAAUCCAGCUCCCUACAACAAUGACCACACUUGCAGAGAUCCAACCACUUCCUGCCAUUGAAGUCAAUGGCUCUUCACAGGCUGCUAGGAAACCUUCAAAUGACAGCAUCAAAGAAGGCACUUCAGAGACCCCAACAACCAAGCAAGACCUGGAGGAGUUGGUGGCUUUAACUCCUCCUUCUCCCUUUAGAGACUCCAUUGAUUCUGGAAGUGCAUCUCCCAGCUCUCCAGCUUCUGAAUCAGCUCUCUGUAUCCCGUCGUCCCCCAAAUACGACACACUCCUCAUCAGAGAUUAUACUCAAAGUUCCUCUUCGCUGUGAAUGUAGUCCAAGAUGAUGUUGGAGCUCAACAACUGCAAGCAAGUAGUGAGGGGACAGCCAAGUCUUCAAGAUCUCCAGUGUUUACGCAGACACAGUGAGAGGCAUUGGGUCAUCUUGUGAGGAAUGGAAGAGAAGAAGAGGAAUCACUUGAGAGGCGGAAACAUCAGAUUAAUUUUGCUGAUUUAAAGACAAAAUGACUCUUGGCAGAUUAUCGUGGCCUUAAAAAAACAUGGGCUUUUCAGAAACACUGAAUCUAUUUUUGAGGGCUUAUAAGGAGUCUGUUAAUCCAGUUACAUACCAAGUGCUUUGCUUUAGUAUUACAAUGAACUGUGUGUACAAUAUAGGGGACAGGGGGUAACUAGAUUGUAAACAACUGUACAAUGGUUUGUUUGUUUACUCUGAUCCCUUGCCCAGAAGUGAACCUUGAUCUUUUAUCAAGAAUAGAAGACCAAACAUUGAAUGUACAUUUUCUAACAGACUCAAAUCUGGGACCAACAUGUCAAGCUUUCUCUCUUUUUUUUUCUAUGAAGAUCACAAAAAGCAGUAAUGUAUGUUACUACGAAACCUUUUGCUGAAGAAUAUUGUGUCUGUGAUACGUUACACAUGGAUAACACUAAGCUGAGGCUUUGCAGUGAGUGACUGCAAUAUGGAGGGCUUUACAAGUGACUUCUCAACCUACGCAUUUGUUUAUGAAAUUCUCUUCUAUCAGUAUCAAAUUUCAAUUUGUUAUCAUUGGAUUCACCUUCACAACAACAAAACCCAAGGAAGAUCUCCUGACUAUUUCACCAUGUUGCCAACUAAUAUUGAAGUAGCAAAAAAUAUUUUCUGGAGUACUGUUUUGUAAUUCACUUACCAGGGCAAGUUGUUGAGAUGAAUAUUCUCUUUCUAGCAGCACUACCAAGCUACAUUAUAGCUGCACUCCCUAGAGAAAUUAACAGAUUUUUAUGGACAUCCUCAUGAUAAUGUUACCAGUUAAAAUACUUAUUCAGACUCCCAUCUUUGCUUGUAACAAACAGGUUAUUCCCUAAGGAUUUCUCCAUCCUUUGAAUGACAGAAUUCUAGGAUACCAAUUUGGAUUAUGACAAAUGCUAACUAUCAGUGGGAAAGGUUGUCAUAAUCUUAAUUAAUAUACACAUAUAUAUGGAAAAAAACCCUGUGUCAAAGUCUGCUUAGAGGUGAUUAAGCUACUCUUUAAUAAGCAACAAUUUUAAAAUUUGUUUUGCUGCUGAUGCCUUGCAGCUAUGAACAGUGACAAAAAAGUACAUUCAAAGCAAUACAGAGUAAAGGUUAAAACAAAGAAGACCUAAUGAGAUAUGAACCAACAGAAUCUUUGUUUCUUAGCAACUCACAGAAGAAACAAGGGGAUUCCUCAAAAUUUUUUUCCUAUAUCAAAGUAGUACAGUUUAGUGCAAUUCAUACUGUCACAGCACUUUUUUAAUACAGGCAGGGAAGAGUUUUAAAGUUUGAAUAGUAGCUAAAUAAUUUUUGAUAGGUGUAGUUACAUAGAACUUGUAAGUCAGACCCUAAACGCACACUGUAUUUGCUCUCUUCUUCAUGACAUAGCUGUCCUCAGGUGCCAAACUUUUAUGGGUUUGUUUUAUUUUAUUGAAGGAUAGCAUGAAGUGAUGAGUAAUGUACUUCAAUUCAAAGUUGAGUUGAUGUAGCCUUAUAUAGAAGACAGCCUCAAGGAAGGGAGCCUUGAAAUAAGGCUGCUAUAUUUUAUUUUCAAAACCUUUAGAUCUUGUUUCUUCGAAAAUAACAAAUAUUUUGUAAUCAAAAUUCAUACCUCCUUUUUCUCCCCCUUGUUCAAAAUAGCUAUUUGAUCAAACAAGUAAAAGAUGAAAGCACAUUCACAUAUUUUAACAAAGAGCAUUUUCUAUUUCUUUGGCAUGCUUGUUUCACUAUUAUGUGUUGCACCCCAAUUUGCUGCUCAACAACAUUUAAAAAUGAAAAGUAAUAGAUGACUGAAUCCAGACCAGCACCUCACAGAGGUACUCUAGUGACUCUAGAGUCAGGCAAUGUUAUCCAAUUGCAGUCUGGGCAUGCUUGUCUUGUCAGGUACAGUCAUUUAUCAGCUUCGCCAAUAGCAUGAACAGGCAGGUCACAAAACAGCUCUACUCCAGAAGGCAGAUCCCUACACUAAGGCAUGACUGAAGGUCCUUGUUGCCCAUAUGCAGUUCUUGCAUCCUCGCAUGACUGAUCAGCACAGACUCAGCUCUGUGCAGCUGCACGGUUCCCAGACUAGAGCUCAGUUUUGCCCUCUUGGUUCACAGUACUAGCAUGUCUCAUCAUUCCUUAGCUGUCCAUGUCAUCAGGAGAAAGCAUCUUCUGUUACAGGUUACAACCCACAUUUAAGAGAAAAGCAUGUCCAAUCAGUCUGUGAUACAAAUAUUCUUAUUAGGGGAGUUUAGACCACUUAAAUGUUGUUCAUGGAAGACUCAUAUUAUAAUAUUUGUCUCCCAUCAGUGCAAUAUUGUUCUAAUAUAGAGUGUACUGAGAUAACUAAUGUGAAUUUCAAAGGGAUUCUAUUACUACCUGUUCUCUUAUACUUCAAAUUAUUGACCAAUAUUCUUACAGGAACAUCCUCCAUCUCGAUCCUUCCCUAGAAUUUUAGCUCCCCUUUAGUCUUUUCUUAUGGUGGUGGACAAUUAAUAGAAUUGUAUUACUGCUAAAAUCUGUGGGUUUCACUGCACUGUGAAAUAAUCAACAGUGGAAAUAAGGAUUAUAUGACAAAUAUAAAAAUAUUUCCUUAAAUACAAAACUAGUAAAAAGGAGUGAAAAAUAGAAACUGUCAAGCUCAGCAUAAAUAUACCUCUUCUGCUCUCAAACUGCACCACAGCUAUUGCUCAGAGCUUCCUGACAAUGGUCAUGUGUACUGUCAUGACAAUUUGGGUGGAGAUGCCCCAUGUGCCCUGAAUGCAUGUUUUAAGAGCCUAAAACCCUAAUGCUGUGCAACCGAAAUUUUAAACACUUUUGUUCACUCGCACUUUUGGAGGAGUCAUGUAUCUUUUGUGUAUCUAUCAGCCACAGCAGACAUUUUAGUGACACAAGGAACUAUGGACGGACCCUGCUGAGGUAGUAUCUUCUAGGAAUCAAUCUAUUUUUAUUUAAAGAUGGGCAACCUUAGAGGCAUUUAAGGAAGGCAGAAUCUGCUUUAAUUGUGCAGACUGGAGUGCAUCAAUGUAAUUUUUUAUUAUAUGUUUGAAUUUCAACAAAGGGAGAAAAGGUUUUGUGGAGAAGGCAAAAAUGGUGUAAUGUCUGUAGUAAUAAUCCAAAUGAGCCCAGUGGAAGAUUUGCAAGACUGGAAAGUUCUUUGGGAGAAGCCAGUGGGCUUGACAUAAGAGAAAAAAAUUAUGAAUGACAGACAUCAUGACUUCAUUAUGCUGUUUGUAUGCUAGUCCUAGUUUAAGACAUUAAGCUAGAGUGGCAAGGGUUUUCAGAUAUAAAUGCAAAAGUUACAAUCAUGAACACUUUUCAAUCUAACUAAAGAAUGUGCAAGUACCAACUGUAUGGCUUGAAAUUUGCCUUCCAAUAUAGUGCUGCUGACACAAAGGGAAUUAAAGGAUUUGAAACUACUGUCAUUCUUGACCACAUGGACCUCAAAAAAAAAUCUCUUAUUUCUUUUGUGCUUGAGGCCAGCCCUAAAGAGUGAUGGUGUAAUCACCUCUGGAUCAAUGCUUUUGAAAUAAAGUGAGCCAUUCUCAGGCCAUUUGGAAAGGAGCCUUUGCAAUACUGAAGAAUUGUAUUUUUAAAUUGUCUCUGAAGAAUGAUUGCAUGACUUUGAAGAUGUGCUUCCUUGUACUUCUAUCUGAACAUUUGGUGCCUAGACUCAUGCAGAUACCUUAGACCAGAGAUUUUUAGACCACAGUCCACAAAUCACUUGUUGAUAUUUCAUGGAGCCUGGUCGAUCACAAGGUGCUGGCUUCUUCCAUUGAUUUCCAGCUACAAAAGUGAGAUAGAAACUAAAUGCUAAUUCAAAAACCGUUAUAAGUUCUAAAAGAAAAAAAAAAAAGUUAUGUUAGUUUUCUUGGAUGUUUAUUCAGUUGCUGUGUCUGUAAAAGGAAAACUAGUGUUAAAAACUGAGAGAAUAAGCUAUCAAAAGCAAGUAAAUGGGAAGCCCAAUCCAUGACUCUCACUCUGGAUGAUAGAAGAGUUCCCCUGCAAAUGUUUUCUUUAGUGUGCAAGACCAAACUGGAAGACUGCAUAGCUGUGGGCGUAAGUUCUGUAAAGGAAAGUGUGCAACCUUGUUAUUCUGCUUAAUACAUCAUUUAUGAGGUGAGAGGAUAAAAGAUGACAGCAACAGACAGCAUAAAAAAGAGUGGGUUCCUUAGGGAAAUCAGAGCACUAUGCUCAGGACUAACAACGUGACCACAAAUUUUGUAUUGUAUUGGAGACCAGUGUCAGGUCUGGUUUGGCUGACCCCAAAAAAGAGACUUUGGAGCCUAAAGUUAGGAUUUCAGCAGAAUUUAAUACCUACAAUUUAAACUCAAUUUUAAAACAACUAUUCGAAUGCCACCUUCCUCCAGCAUCUAGCAUAGUAUGUCUGUGUAUGCUCAGAACUAACCUGAUCAUCACACAUCUAAGGAUCUUUGUACCUAACUCAUGUUAAAACCCAUCAAGGAUGCAGAAAAUACAUGAGAGUACACAGAAUGUACCAUAAAGUCUCCUGGCUGAAAAAUGCUCCAAUGACUCAGUGUUGAGUUUCUACUCAUUUCCCCAAGGUAUUUUCAUAGGACAGGAACAAAUUCAAGAGUAUUGCAGUGGAAAAGGAACAGUGCAACCUGAUAAGACAUACACUGAAUAAAAUUAUAGAUCAUAUAUGACCAUUUAAUAUAAAAUACUUUUAAAAUUUCUGGAGCAGAGACAAGGUAUUUUAACUUCAAAGAAGUAAAGGCAACUUUUUUUCUGUGCUACAUAUUGGCUAAAAAAAGUUAAAUGCUUCCCUGAAAAAUGUUUUUGUGACAGGAGGGAAGGAUGUGCCCUUAGAUAACUUCUUAUCUGCAGAAAUGUUGUUUUCCAUCUGGAGUUCUCAGACCCCAACAUAGAAAGGAGAGCUGAAUCUUCUUGGAUAGGCAAAGGAAUUAAACUUGAAUCCUUAUUCUCUGAGACUGCAGAAAAAGGGACUUAUUUCAUUUUCCUCCAGCCACCUUUUACAAAGGUGACCUGGCCCUAUCUUUGUAAGAAAAAGUAUAGGUGUCUCCAGAAAUUUAUCCCAGAGGAAAAUUAGCAUUUUCUGCACAUUGCAUUUGCAUACUGGCUCAAAUAGAGUAUUGCUAGACAUCUCUUUCCUUGUUGUGUUGAUUUCUUGGGCACUAACUCUACUCACAAACUCCACAGAAAGGCUAGAUAUUUAACAAAAGUUCCUGACCUCCACACUAGAGCAAAAUGCUAUGUAUUAAACAGAAUAAUUUUAAGUCCUGAAGUCCUUCAUCUAUUUGGGUCAAUAGAAUCAUUCCAGAUUAAUAUCCAUAUAAAGAUAAUCAAAGUUGUAUAGUGGUCACUGAAGUCUAGACUUGACUAUUUGUUCUGCAGAGAAUUACAAUGACAGGAAAUUCUUCCCACUCUCUUUUGAAUCAAACAGCAGAUGGAUUUUACUAGAUUCAUUCCUGAAGUUAGGCUUGGUGAAUAGGUCCUUUCUACCAUUCAUACUCUAUCUGGUAUCCCAAUGGGAAAGUCAUCCUCUAACUAAACAUGUUAAGGGAUGUGAGUGAACAUGUCCAAAAAUACCCAAGAGGUCACAAUUUUCUGGCAGUUUAAUGAAACUCCAAAAAUUAAGUCAAUACUCUCCAUGAACAAGAAAAUCAUUCAUCUGCUACCCAUUUCAGUGUGCACUUAAUCUAGUAAAGACUUACAUUGAAUUACCUGAAUUCUUUUUUUUUCUGUGAUGGUUUAUUAUUUUAUCCUCAGUUCAAAUAUCUCCAAUUGCCACCAACAAUUUUAUACUGUGAAAAGGAAAAGAGAUACAGGCCAGUGAAGCAUAAAGGUAAGUAAAAAAUUCAUCUGGGUGAUGAACUGGUGUAUAUGGCUGGUUUUGUCUCACCUGAGCAAUGACAGUAUUAACAAACAAUAAAUAUUAAGUCACUCCAAUCUGCCAAAUGGGAACAAAUAUACUAUGUAUAUUACAUGUACUAAUAGGAUUAUAUGGCAGCUGCUGGUGGUAUUUGUAAUUAGAAAUCUAUAUAGAAUAUAGAUGUUUUAGAGAGAUGGUGCCAAUUCCAAAAGAUUUAUGUGGGCUACAAGUGCUUGUAAUUAUUUUUUUAAUUUGCUAAUAACUUAUGAAGAACUGGUUUCAAACAUUCUGUGACCGUUUGUUCUUUUUUAUGUUGUUGCUGCUUAUACUAUUAAAACAUAGAGAAUGUAAAGUUAUUAUUUUGAUGUGAACUGAAAAAGAUUUUUCAUAAAAAUUUAACAUUUUUAUCAGCUUUGGUUUGCUUUCUACCUGUACAAAUGUAAUUUAUUUUAGCAUUGAAGAAUACACUUGCUUGUUUCUCAAUUGUCUACAUCAUGUUAUAGUUGGUGUUUAUGUAGAGUCAGGUACUUUUUGAACAGUAUUAAAAAGAAUCUGUGAUAUGACUGAAAA
Agelaius phoeniceus (red-winged blackbird) is the source of this 10403-nucleotide messenger RNA. It is a transcript of the gene GRM5, whose product is annotated as glutamate metabotropic receptor 5. Gene Ontology annotation, biological process: G protein-coupled receptor signaling pathway. Gene Ontology annotation, molecular function: G protein-coupled receptor activity. The record is from RefSeq and is a predicted model, not a curated record. Lineage: Eukaryota; Metazoa; Chordata; Aves; Passeriformes; Icteridae. Gene Ontology annotation, cellular component: membrane.